Molecule: messenger RNA, 1608 nt
Organism: Pantherophis guttatus
Lineage: Eukaryota; Metazoa; Chordata; Lepidosauria; Squamata; Colubridae
Source: RefSeq, a predicted model, not a curated record
AUGCAGAAUAUCUUUCUAACUGAAAACAGAACUAUUGAAUUAUAUAUCAUGCGGACAUUUGGAAAAACCUUCGCGUCAGGAGAGAGGAGAAGAGUUCCAGAAGGCCAGCAGGUUUGCUGCUACCAAUGUGACCCUUGUCCAGAAGGGACCAUUUCUGAUCAAACAGAUGCUGCCCACUGUGACCUCUGCCCAGAAGACCGAUACCCCAAUGAGCACAAGGACCACUGCAUUGCCAAGAGGAUCCACUUCCUUGCCUAUCAAGACACCCUGGGAUACACUUUAUUAUGUCUCGCUCUUUUCCUCUCUAUGGUCACAUUGGCAGUCCUGGUGAUUUUCCUUAAACAUCACGAAACACCGAUUGUCAAGGCCAACAACCGAAAUCUCACCUACAUCCUCCUGGUUUCCCUAAUGCUCUGCUUCCUCUGCUCCUUCCUCUUCAUUGGUCGACCCAGAAAGCUCACCUGUCUCUUCCAACAAACUUCAUUUGCCAUCCUCUUUUCCCUUGCAGUUUCCUCUGUCUUGGCAAAAACGGUCACGGUGGUUCUGGCCUUCAUGGCCACUAAACCUGGGAACAAGACAAGGAAACUCUUAGGAAAACCACUGACCAACUCCAUUGUCUUAGGCUGUCCCCUGAUCCAAGCAGGUUUUUGUGCCACUUGGCUGGCAACAUCUCCUCCAUUUCCUAACUUGGACUUCCACUCUUUGAUAGGAGAGAUCAUCUUGGAAUGUAAUGAAGGCUCAGCUUCAAUGUUUUAUGCUGUCCUUGCCUAUCUGGGUUUUUUGGCCCUUGUCAGUUUCACAGUGGCUUUUCUGGCUAGGAAAUUGCCUGACAGCUUUAAUGAAGCCAAAUUCAUCACUUUUAGCAUGCUAGUCUUUUGCAGUGUUUGGAUCACUUUCCUCCCCAGCUAUCUGAGCACCAAGGGAAAGUCCAUGGUGGCUGUGGAGAUCUUCUCCAUUUUGGCCUCUGGAGCUGGUCUUUUGGUUUGUAUCUUUUCCCCCAAAUGCUACAUUAUCUUACUGCGACCCCAUCUGAAUUGUAGGGAAAAUAUAAUGAAGCACAGAAAUCUCUGAUUUAUAUGGGAUUUGGGAAUUUUUAUUUUGGCUUGGGUGCAUUUUGACAGUUGUCCCCAGAGAAGACUUGGUAAUGAACAUGGAAAUCAACAUUGAGAUUAAAUAAGUGGAUAAUAAUUUCCACCUGUACAGUUUCUUCAUUUAUUUUUUAUCAAAUCACUUUUAAAAAAUGGGUUGGAUUAACUAUUUAUGUUUUUAAACAUGUUUCUUUUCAUAGAGCUCUGAGGUUUUGUUUAGGUCACACUUCCAUGCUAUCCAGGGUGCACCAUGAGGAGGUGAACUGACAUCACACACUGCCACCAUCCCUGAUUAUCAACUAUAGGUCCCAGUUUGAGCAAGUUGGAAGAAAAGUUUCCAACUCCAUCUGACUACAGGCUUCCCACAGGACUGUGUUUUGAGUCCAGUACUCUUCACUUUGAUAACCCACGACUGCUGUGCCAAAUCUGCUAUGAAUCAUAUUGUGAAUUAUGUGGAUGACACGGCAGUGGUGGGUCUUACCCAAGACAACAGUGAAGAUGCUUAUACAGAAGAGGUGAA